Messenger RNA from Rana temporaria (common frog), 3129 nucleotides. RefSeq names its product rhotekin 2 (gene RTKN2). The coding region runs from base 100 to 2037 and encodes 645 amino acids. NCBI's taxonomy places the organism in Eukaryota, Metazoa, Chordata, Amphibia, Anura, Ranidae. Gene Ontology annotation, biological process: signal transduction; positive regulation of cell population proliferation; hemopoiesis. The record is from RefSeq and is a predicted model, not a curated record. The transcript is spliced from 12 exons.
GCUCCCAGUAAUCACCGCACAGUGGUACGGUCCGCCUUGUGGGAGGCGGGGCCUCGUGUGUCCUGCUGAAUCCAAGGAGUGGGUGACGUCACCGGGACAAUGGAGCAGACGGAGCUCGGAGGGGAGCGGCGCCAAUUUCAAAUGUUCCGCCGUAGUGAGCGUUAUCGGGCCACCGUGUCCAAGUGUUCCGCCCUGGAGAUGGAGAUCAAAAGGAAGAAGAUCCGGGAGAGCGCCGUCUUUCCUACACAGGAAGACAGCUGCAUUCAAGAAAAGCUAAACUUUGAAGUUCGAAUGCGGGAAGGAAUCUGCAAGUUGUUAUCGGUCAGCACUCAGAAACCUCAAAUAUUGAAUGCGGUGAAAAAUCUUAUGAUUUGCAAUGCACGUAUUCAGGUUUAUAUGAAACGGCUCAAUUCUCCUCAGGAAGAAAGCAGUGUGAUGAAUGCUGGACGACGGUCAUCAGAUGCUGGUACAAGGGAACGCUCUGUCUGUCCAGGAAAGCUGGCCAUAUCAGGUAUUCGAAUCCCACUGAUGUGGAAAGACACCGAUCAUUUUGGCAGCAAAGAAAAAUCACAAUCCUAUGCAGUUUUUUGCAUGUUAAAACUGGACCAUGAAAUAUUUGAUACAGACAUGGUCAUCGUGGACAAAACGAUGACGGACAUAUGUUUUGAGAACCUAAUUGUAUUCACGGAAGCAAGACCAGACUUUCAGUUAAUACUUGAAGUAUAUAGCUGCUGCAUGGAGGAAUCGUCUAUAACAAAUACUCCCAAGAAACUUGCACGGAAGCUCAGAAACUCAAUUGGGAAAUCUACUGGGAAGAAAUUGAAUUCAGAAACAGAAGAAUCUGAGCCAGAAGCUUUUGUGUUCUCAAAUCUUCACAUGCCGGGAGCAAAAUUCAAUCUAUUGGCUCAUAUAACAUUCGCUUUGGAUAGUGUGGAGGACAACUUUAGUACCCAUACUCUUACUGUGGCUGGGCACGAGGAAUGCUCAUUUUGGCUGCCUUUAUAUGGCAGCCUGUGCUGCCGUUUGGUUGCACUGCCAGCCUGUUUGACAGAUGAAGUCAUGGUGGGGUUCCUUAACCAACAGGAAAUGGUUGGUGGUGUUCGCAGCUGCGUCAAGCUAUACUGUGUACUGAAAGGUGCUAAUCUUCACUGCUACUAUACUCCAGCAGAGAUUGAGGCAAAAAUUGAACCGACAAUGACCAUUCCUAUCAACAAGGAAACCAGAAUCAGAGCUGUAGAGAAAGAUUCCAAGAAAAGGGCAAACAGUUUUUCUAUAAUCAACAUUGUAUCUUGCGAAGCAAUAACUAAAAUAUUUUCAGCUGAUAGCCGAGAAGACCUUCAGAAAUGGAUGGAAGCUUUCUGGCAGCAUUUUUACAACCUCAGUCAGUGGAAGCAUUGUUCUGAAGUACUUAUGGAAUUAGAGAUUAUAUCGCAGCGAAAGCCACCAUUGUUUUCAACAAAAGAGGCAACUUCUGUGUAUCAUGAUAUGAGUAUCGGUUCACCUAUGAAGUUUGAGAGCUUAACGGAUAUACUGCACAGGAAAAUUGAGGAAACCAAUGGGCAGUUCCUAAUUGGACAGGAAGACACUGCUCCACCUUCUUGGGCGGCAUUAUUUGAUGGUAACCACCAACUACAUGUUGAGAAGAACACACUUUCUCCACCUUUAAAAGGAGAGGUAGAAAAUGUUACGGAUGUCAAGGGGAAGAAGAGAAGGGCUCCACCACCACCACCAAAUAAGACACCAUAUACAGUUGGAGAAUCAAAAAUUUCAGACCUAUCAGAAAAGGAGAACAUUUGGCCAAGAUCAAGCUUUUCUCGCCAGUCUCUUGAUGCAAAAUUGAAUUCCAUCAUGCAGCAGUUCCAAAGGCCAAUGGCCAUCCCACAAAAGCCAAUAUCCUCUGAUAAAAAUAUCUCAAAUAAUGACCAGCUUCAGACAAGCAAUGAAGAGAUUUGUCCUUCCAGACCAGUACCAGCGCCAAGACAGAAGUCCAUAAAAGAACGGUUGGAUCCCAGAUCAUGGCGUCAGAUACAAGAGUGACUUCAUCCUGCCUAUAAUUCUGCACGAGUCAUGUCUGUGCAAAUAGUUUUUAAUUGAAUUUUUAAUUCUAUUUUAGAUGUUAAAACUGGAAUAAUCCACAGAAAAUUGACUUUAAUUUUCUACAAAGGACUUUGUGAAAAUAGUUUUAUUUUUUUCUGUCCCUGAAGCAAUUUGUUACAUAGCAUAAUUGGCUUAUUAUUUUUAAUCACAAUCCUAUCCUCGUGUUAUUUGUAAUGUUCUCAGCCUAUGUAUAAGAAUUUUUCGAAUACCCUGAAAGAAAACUGGGCUCUUAAUCUUCAAAGAAAGUUUUCUUUUUUUAUCAUUAUCCGCUGGAUUGCAGACGGUUCUGCCUCAUAAUUACGCACAGAACACAAAAGUAAAAUGUCAGUUUAAGUUGACUCAGACAUAAAUUCUUAUCUGUGCCAAAUGCCGUCCUGAGCUCAGGCUACACCAUCAUUAGCCUUAGUAAUAACUUCUAUUACAGUUCAUGAUCUCUACUAAUGAAAUAUAAGAAAAUAGUAUGCAAACAUGGAAUGUAAGAACUGUAUUGUGAUGGUAACAAUGGUUGAUAAUGAAAAGCUGGUUUAUGAAUACUGGAGAUGAUGCUUAUAACAAGCAGUGAUUUUACUUAUUUACAUAUUUAAUGUAUUUCUGUAACUUCACUGGGAAAAUUAAGUUAAAGCUGGUUGUUAUGAACAGCAGUUUCACUCAUUAGAAAUUACAUGCAAAGUAUUCUGUGCCUUUAUUUUUUGCUAAACUUGUUUUUUUUAGAUCCUUACACACACCUUUUUUAAAAAGGUAGAUAUGUCGCACAGUGAAUCUUCCUUUUUUUUUUUUUUUAAAUGAGCAGUUAUUUUAACUGACCAUACUUAUGUUUACCUUUUUGGUGAUUUUCCUGUUUUUAAAACUGUACUUCAAGGUACAGCCCAGUCAAAAUAGAAGGCUAAUUCGUGUUCCCGUUGAGGAAAUUCUGCGCCUCCUGUUUGUGAAUGCCAUUAUAUUUUUUGACAGUCACAUCCAAUGGGCAAUCGGUCCCUCCCCCACACCCAUUUUGGAGAGAUUUCUACUUGCUUCCUGUUGUUCCUCUGGGGG